This is a messenger RNA of Clupea harengus (Atlantic herring), 2229 nucleotides long. Its product is annotated as guanylate-binding protein 1-like. The transcript has 12 exons. The record is from RefSeq and is a predicted model, not a curated record. Bases 113 to 2002 code for a protein of 629 amino acids. Lineage: Eukaryota; Metazoa; Chordata; Actinopteri; Clupeiformes; Clupeidae. Gene Ontology annotation, molecular function: GTP binding; GTPase activity.
GCGAGCAUCGGUCUCUUUCUUUCGGUUUCACACCGGCAGCAGCUUCCCGACAGAAGCGGGAAUAAUUCGGUUACCGACGCUUGUGACGCUCCUCUCCGUGAUCACGAAAGAGAUGUCUCCAGUGUCCAUGCAGGCCCCUGUGUGUCUGAUUGAUAAUGGGACAGACGGGCGCAUGAGUGUCCAGCAGGGGGCACUACAGAUCCUGGAGCAGAUCCAGGAGCCGGUGGUGGUGGUGGCUGUGGUGGGGCUCUACCGCACGGGGAAGUCCUACCUCAUGAACCGGCUGGCCGGGAAACAAAAAGGGUUUGCCCUGGGCGGCACCAUUGAGUCCAAAACCAAAGGAAUCUGGAUGUGGUGUGUACCUCACCCCUCUAAAAAAGGACACACUCUGGUGCUGUUGGACACAGAAGGACUGGGAGACGUUGAGAAGGGCGAUGAGAAACACGACACCUGGAUCUUCUGUCUGGCUGUUCUACUCAGCAGCACUCUGGUCUACAACAGCUUGGGCACCAUCGACAACAACGCCCUGGAGAAACUGCAGUACGUGACGGAACUGACGGAGCACAUCAAGGUGAAGUCGAGUAAGCAUGACCAGACCACGGAGCUGAUGCGGGUCUUCCCCUCCUUCGUGUGGACGGUCAGAGACUUCACCCUGGAGCUGGAGCUGAAGGGCAAACCCAUCACUGCCGAUGAGUACCUGGAGAACGCCCUGAAGCUGAAAUCAGGCUCCUCUGCCGAGGUCAUGAGACAGAACCAGCUGCGCCAGGGCCUGAGGGACUUCUUCGCUCCGAGGCGCUGCUUCACGUUCGACCGCCCGGCCAGCGCCAAGAACAUGAGGCGCAUGGAGGAACUCACGGACGCGGACCUGGACUCCUCCUUUGUGGAGGAGGCCCAGAAGUUCUGCAGCUACGUCUUCAGCAACUCCAAGCCCAAAGCCAUGAGGGGAGGCCUGGGGGUCACUGGCAGGAUGCUGGGCAACCUGGCAGAGACGUAUGUGGAGGCGAUCCGCAGCGGGCAGGUGCCGUGUCUGGAGAGCGCAGUGGAGUCCCUGGUGAUGAUCCAGAACGGCCGCGCCAUCACAGACGCUCUGCAGUUCUACCGGAGUGAGAUGGAGCGCUGGGUGCGCUUGCCCUCCGAGACACAGGAGGCGCUGUCUGAGAUCCACGCUGCCGCAGAGAAACAGGCCGUCGACAUCUUCGUCAGAGGAUCCUUUAACGACCACGACCACAAGUACCAGCUGGAGCUCAUGGGGAGUGUGUUGAAGGAGUAUGAGGAGUGGUGUGGGCGUAAUGUGGAGGAGUCGCGGCGUGUGUGCCGAGCCGUCCUGUCCCGUGUGUUCGCCCCCCUGGAGGAGGCUGUGACGGGGGGGGCCUUCAUGCAGCCGGGGGGGUAUAAGGCCUUCCAAACUGCCCUGGACCACGCCAUUCACCUCUACAGAGAAGAGAAGGGCAAAGGACUCCUGAGAGAGGAGGUUCUGACGGACUAUCUGAAGGAUAAGAGUGCGGUUGGUGAGAACAUCCUGGCCGCUGACCGCUCCCUCACUGAGGCCCAGCAGAGAAUGGAAGAGGAGAAGAGGAGACGAGAGGAGGUGGAGCAGCAGCAGAAGCUGCUGGAGGAACAGAACCGCAUCCAGGAGCAGGCCAUCCUCGACCAGAAGAGGAGCAUGGAGGUGAACGAGCGGCGGAUGGCGGAGAAGAUGGAGGAGGAGCGCCAGAGAGCCAAGGAGGAGCUGGAGCGCGUGCUCAACGCCAAACUGAAGGAGCAGGAGCAGUCUCUGGAGGAGGGCUUUAAGGAGCGUGCGCGGAAGCUGGAGGAGGAUUUGAAUAAGCUGAAGGAGGAGCAGAAGAGUGAGGAGCCGCAGGGCUCCUCCUGGCUUGGCACUACCGGAGCGGUGCUGGAGAACGCGGGCAUGAUGGGCGCCUUCGUACCCGGCUGGACUUUGCCAGCACUGGGCACUGCGGCGGUGGGCAAGUUCCUCGGCUGGCUAGGGAGGGGGAAAUAGACUGGGGAGUUAGGGGUGGCCAGAGUCCUCUGUUUCUUCAACUGGAGAUAGAAAUGGGUAUUCAGAGACAGAGUAAUACAACAUAUAUACUUCUAUUAUCAGACAGUUUCCAAUUUCUAAAUUUUGUUUAAUUUUUGAAGCUUUAGCUCUUUGAUACUUUUUGAUUAUAUCUUUGCUAUCCAAAAGUAUGUAGAGUGGUUUUCAGUAAAAGGAAACUGAAUUAUACA